This is a messenger RNA of Knipowitschia caucasica, 654 nucleotides long. The record is from the annotation of a GenBank genome assembly. Lineage: Eukaryota; Metazoa; Chordata; Actinopteri; Gobiiformes; Gobiidae.
AUGGCCAGUCUACAGUCCAUAAUCUGUGGGCCAAACAUUGACAUCCGUAAUGACAUCACAGAGUUGCAGCGGUUGGAUAACUGCACGGUGGUAGAAGGCUACCUACAGAUCCUGCUAAUCUCCAACACCAACCUGGAAGACCUCCGCUCGCUCAGCUUCCCCAAACUCACGCUCAUUACAGACUUCUUGCUGCUGUUCCGGGUGUCGGGCCUUACCUCCCUCAGUACCCUGUUCCCCAACCUCACAGUCAUCCGUGGACGCAAUCUCUUCUACAACUAUGCUCUCGUCAUCUACGAGAUGACAAGUCUGAAGGAUAUUGGCCUCUACAACCUACGCAACAUCACCCGAGGAGCCAUCCGUGUUGAGAAGAAUAAUGAGCUCUGCUAUCUGGACUCUGUGGACUGGUCGCAAAUCAUGGAAGAGGAGAGCAAUAACAUUAUCAAUGGAAAUAAGGAGGCCAAGGAGUGUGACAAUGUGUGUCCUGGCGUCAUGGAGGACAACCCCAUGUGCAGGAGGACUGACUUUAAUCACAACUUUAACUACCGCUGCUGGACGUCCAACCACUGCCAGAAAGGGGAGGAAGCAGAGGCUGAUGGGCUUCAGUCUGACAGCUGUCUGUCUGUGCUUUGUCCUCGGUGUGUGGCUGGAGACUAG